This is a messenger RNA of Leishmania mexicana MHOM/GT/2001/U1103, 372 nucleotides long. RefSeq lists its product as hypothetical. Lineage: Eukaryota; Euglenozoa; Kinetoplastea; Trypanosomatida; Trypanosomatidae. The transcript has a single exon. Gene Ontology annotation, cellular component: cytoplasmic dynein complex; cytoplasm. Gene Ontology annotation, biological process: microtubule-based movement. The record is from RefSeq and is a predicted model, not a curated record. Gene Ontology annotation, molecular function: dynein intermediate chain binding. The coding region runs from base 1 to 372 and encodes 123 amino acids.
AUGCAAGGGGAAGUUGACGCCACUACCUUUUCUCUCCGGCCGGACCACCACCACAAGUUCCGCCCGAAUGAACUGAAACCGAUUGCGAAGGCGGUACUCGAGAGUCGCCUGGAGGACCAGGAGUACAACGCCGAUGAGAUCCAGAGCAUUAGCAAGGAGAUAGCUGACACUGUGCGCGACAAGAUUCGCUCGAAAGAUCUGGAGCGCUACAAGAUCAUUGUGCACUGCAUGAUUGGCGAGCAGCGUGGUGAGGGUAUGCGGACGGGGUGCAAGAUGUUUUGGGACUCCGAUACGGACAAUUACUUUGAAGAGGUGUACGUGAGCAAACACCUGUUUGCGGCGGUGACGGUCUUCGGUGUUUACCAAUACUGA